Molecule: messenger RNA, 4490 nt
Organism: Notechis scutatus (mainland tiger snake)
Lineage: Eukaryota; Metazoa; Chordata; Lepidosauria; Squamata; Elapidae
Source: RefSeq, a predicted model, not a curated record
AGGAGGUUGUUGGAUACGGAGGAUGAACUAUCAGAUAUCCAAUCAGAUUCCGUUCCACUGGAAGUGCGAGAUUGGUUAGCAUCUACCUUUACAAGGAAAAUGGGAAUGACGAAAAGGAGACCGGAGGAAAAACCAAAAUUUCGAAGCAUCGUGCAUGCUGUACAAGCUGGGAUCUUUGUGGAAAGAAUGUAUCGAAGAACAUCUAGCCUGAUUGGUUUGGCUUAUCCAGAUGAAGUAAUAGCAACCUUUAAGGCUGUUGACAAAUGGUCAUUUGAUGUAUUUUCCUUAAAUGAAGCAAGUGGAGGCCACAGUCUGAAAUUUAUGAUGCAUGAAUUGUUUACUAGAUAUGAUUUAUUGAGCCGUUUCAAGAUUCCUGUUCCAAGUCUUAUUUCAUUUGGAGAAGCUUUGGAAAUUGGCUACAGCAAGUAUAAAAAUCCGUACCACAACUUGAUCCAUGCAGCUGAUGUUACCCACACUGUACAUUGCAUCAUGCUUCUGACUGGGAUCAUGCACUGGCUCACUGAACUGGAAAUAUUAGCCAUGAUUUUUGCAGCUGCAGUUCAUGACUAUGAACAUACUGGGACUACAAACAAUUUCCACAUUCAGACCAGGUCAGACGUUGCUAUUCUGUACAAUGAUCGCUCUGUUCUUGAAAACCACCAUGUUAGUGCUGCUUAUAAGAUUAUGCAAGAAGAGGAAAUGAAUAUUCUGGUGAAUCUAACAAAAGAUGAAUGGAGGGAACUGCGCAACCUGGUUAUUGAGAUGGUUUUAUCUACUGAUAUGUCUGGGCAUUUCCAGCAAAUCAAGACGAUGAGGCACACUCUUCAGCAAACAGAAGGGAUAGACAAAGCCCGAGCCAUGGCCUUGAUCCUCCAUGCUGCUGACAUCAGCCAUCCAUCAAAAUUGUGGGAUCUGCACUACCGAUGGACAAAGGCCCUGAUGGAAGAAUUUUUUCGACAGGGAGACAAAGAGGCAGAGCUAGGGCUACCAUUCUCUCCACUCUGUGACCGGAAAUCCACCAUGGUGGCACAAUCCCAAAUAGGUUUCAUUGAUUUCAUAGUGAAACCAACAUUUGCUCUUCUUACCGAUUCCAUGGAGAAAAUAAUUUUUCCUCUCAUAGAGGAAGCAUCGAAGUCCGAAAGUUCUACCUUUGUGACAACACCAAGUGAAAAUAGUGCAGGAAGUACCAGCAGUGAUAUACACAAAAAGAUAAGUAUAAAAAAUGCUGCAUGUGUUGGUGGGACCUGCUCAGAAAACGCUUUGACAAUGGUGGAUUUAAGAAGCUUUAAAGACAACCUAUUCCAGAACAUACAGGAAAACAAAGACAGGUGGAAAGAUUUAGCAGAAAAAGGGGAGCCUAAUCUCAGUGAGAAUUCCGAAGAGCCAAUGAAAGAGCCAGAACUGUGCAGCUAGGACAACGGUACCUUCAUUGUUUCUGCUCAUUUUCAGACCAAGAGGAUGAACUGAACAGCAAGAAAGUGUCUUCAUUCUACACAAGGCUGCUAUCUCUUCUACAAUUCAAGGCAUUGAUUGCAGCUAUCAAGAACUUAUUUGAUUUCUUCUUCAGUUCUUCUAUGAUCCUUUAACAUAGCUGGAAUACAUCUUCAGCCAAAAUAUUUGUUAGACACACACACAGCCAUUAUGGAAUGACUGCUGAAGGGAGGAAGUGCCUGAUUAGCAGAAACUUUCUGGAAGCUUCCUCUGAGCAGAUUACUCCAUUUGGAGAUGAUUAAGAGGACUGUGGACUAGAUCUCAAGGUGCAAUUAGUGUAGACAGCUGCAAGCUGCUUCUCUGCUGUCUUGUUGAUUAAUAACAUAUCCAGAUGUACAGAUUUUUGCUUUUAUAGAAAUAUGGGGUUGAGGGUUUAGAAAAGCUGCACUAAAACAUACCAAGAAUUCUAGAAAGCCCCUUGAAUAAGUAGUGAUGGUUUUAUAGGUAACUAAUGAGGUAAACCUCUGGUCUUUUACAUAACCAGCCUUAUUUCUGAAGGGUAUAAAAAUAUCUAUUUAAAACUAGUAAAACACGGCUACGUCAAAUUGUAUGAGAAGAUCAAAUGCUAGUUGCUGGGUCAGACUCUUGGAAGAAGCCAUGACUUAGCAGCUAAGCAUGUAGGGGGUCCAUAAUGCAAACUCUGGUGCCAGAGAAAAACAACUUGAGACUUCAGGGUUGUGUGAAAGACCACAAUCUAGGAGCUUGCAGAACUGCUGACAGCUCAAGUCAAGCUCACUAGACUAGGUAAUCCAACUCUUUGUUUCUUUUUAACACAUUCAUAUUGCAGACCAUCUUGCCAAGGAAAUACUGUAUGGAAUUUUUAAAUACACCUGAAGUUGUUUUCACCCUGUAGACAGAAGCCAGCUGGAGCCUUUUCUCUUCUUCCCACUGAGGGAAGUAGCAAAAACCAAGAAUUGAGAAGAGCUCUUCCUGCUUAUUUCUGGCUUUCUCACUUUGGAGCUAGUUGCUCUCCACACUUUUUGGAGGCUAGAAAGCAAGAGCUUCAAUCCCAUUAUGAAACUCGUGUUAAAGGGAUCGCCGAAGCCAUAUAUGAGCUGUGCCUAUUAGAUACCAGCUAGCUGAUUUGAAGGAAAGCUUGGGUGAAUGGAUUGAAAUGAUAAUAAUAAUUUAAAAAGCAUGUGGCAACUCUUUUCUGUCAAAAAGGCAGAGCUUGUAUUUAGCAUUGACUUUGUGCGCCAUAUACCACAGUGGAACGACCUUUGGAAGAACAAAACUGUCUGAAAUGUUCUAUGACAGAACUUACACUUUUGCUGAAGUGUUUUCUCUCUCUUUACCCUGUAUGUGAAUGUGCCUAUGUAUGUAUACGUAAUCCUGAGUAUAAUAUACCCAUACGCUGCUACUAUCAAGUGGCACCAGGAAUUUGGAUGAUUCACCAUGUCUUCGUGCUGUCACUGAAUUAUUUUCCCAUGAUUAAAAAUAACCAUUCUCACGAAUGGUUUGCAUCGAGAAGCUUCAAGAGAUAUCUAUCAACCCGUAGGAAUAUAUUCUUUCAUUAAUCCUAGGGAUUUCUCAGGAAAAUACUUGUAGACUUUUCAACCUGGAGCCCCGUGUGCAAAAUGGAGAUGUCUGCUUCUUCUGGGAGGAAAAGGGAGUUUCUUGACCUCUUUUCCUUGUAUGGGACUAUUCAGCAACAGCAAAGAGAUCUCCAGUUUUAUUUUGGAAGCCCUCAUAUAAUGCCUUAAUUAUUUAGGAUUAAUCGUUUUUGCUCACCUGCAUGCUUGUAGUCAUCUCGCCCACCGAAGGUAGGGCAGUUCAAAUUAAAGCUUUGCCAAGCAUGAGUCUUCAACAGGAAGAAAAUCUUCUGUCAAAUAUGAUGCCGUUUGAACUGUAAUUCCAUAUGAAUGCCAUCAUCUGCCUCUGGUAGAUGUACUGUAGGUUUCUUUAAAAGCAUUUGUUUUAGCACCUCUUGGAACAGGCUCUUUGACAACAAGAAACAUUUGACCUCCUAUCAUUCUCAGAACACUGAGGCCAAUCUAGUAGGAGUAUACAUUUUGUGGCCUUUGUUUUACACUUUUGCAAAGAUUGUAUUUAGUUUUAUGCUACCAAUGAAAAAUGAUAGCAGCUACUGAACAUAAUCUCAUAAUUUUGAUUUUGAUUUUUUUGGCAGAGGAGAAGCAAAUGCAGUGAACUCAAUCCCAUUAAGAUCUGUUUUUGCAUAGUUUGUUUGGGGUUUUCCCCCUAUAUGUUGCCUUAUAUUGAAAAGGUCAUAAUUUCAAUUGGGACAAAUAUUUAAAACAAGCAAGAUAUGGAUAGUGGCAAGUCUUAGAAUCCUAAUUCGAAACCAUGCUCUUCCAUUUCAUUUGCUUGUCAGUAAAACAGAAAUACUGUGAAAAUCCCUGACGCACAACAUGCUUAUUAAUGUUUGGGACCAGAAAAUGGGGAGGAGGGUACCCAUUCUCUACAUAUUUUCUUUGUUUUGUUUUAGUUUUAGGCUGUUUUUUUAAACACUGUAAUGGGCUUCAGUAAAAUAAAGUUUUUCCUCCACAGGUCUUUUAAAUUUCUCUCAACAUUAAUAUUGAAUUGGGACCACAUUACUUGUUUAGUUUCAUAAUGAUUUAUGCAGCAUAUGUCUUGUCUGAUCUGGUCUUUUCUAUACACUUAUAGUUAGUGUACAUUGUCCUUUCCAGAGCCACCUAGUAUGAGUUGUACAAUAAGUAAAUUUGUUCACAUGGAUUGCCACAGGUCUGCCAUGUUUAAAUUUUUGGGAGCAUUGUGGGAACUUAAAAUGGUGGCCUGAUCUUUUCACCUCGCACUCCUCAGAGUAUAGCUGAAUAGACAUAGGGGUAUACUUUCCAACUUUUAUUUUGUAUAUAUUUAUCUUGAGAUUUCUGGCAUACUUGUGUAAUAUAAACAUGAAUUGUAAUUUCAGCAUUUUAAAAGAAUUAAUUUUUAGUGUGGCAAUCCUCAUGGAAUGUAUGGGGGACUUUUUCUGCUGUAGUUGCCUAUGAUAAGAUGUCUAAAUAAAUUAUAUUGGAAAG